AAGUUUCCUGGUGCCUUUUCUAUUCCACCUUAUGAAACUUUUUCCUCGGCGUGGUCUCACCCGCGAUUUAAGGCAUAGGUGUCGCCGAGCCUGGAGACUGGGAGUCGCCGGGCGUGCGGGGGAGAGGCCUGGGCCGCGCCGCGGCGGGGGGCGGAGGGAGAGGGCAGGCUAGGCGGGAAGGUGGGCUCUGGCCGCCGGGAGCCGGGGACCGAGUCCCUGCCGCAGCUUCUAGCGGGGAGCAGCCGGGAGGAGGGGGCCGCCGGCCGGGGAGGGGGCGCCACACCAUGCCCAAAGUCUUCCUGGUGAAGAGGAGGAGCCCGGGGGUCUCCGUCCGCAGCUGGGAUGAGCUCCCGGAUGAGGAAAGGGCAGACACCUACAUCCCAGUGGGCCUGGGCCGUCUGCUCCACGACCCCCCCGAGGACUGCCGCAGCGACGGCGGCAGCAGCAGCAGCGGCGGCAGCAGCAGCGCGGGGGAGCCUGGAGGCGCCGAGAGCAGCUCGUCCCCGCGCGCCCCCGAGCGCGAAAUCCCCGAGCCCGGCGAAGCCGAGGGCCCGGGCGGGCACCUGGCGGCGAUGCAGCGCCCGGUCGCCAGGUCGAAAAUCAAGUUCACCACAGGCACGUGCAGCGACCCCGCGGCCCACAGCUGUGAGCUGUGCGGCAAGGCCUUCCGCCUGCAGCGCAUGCUCAACCGCCACCUCAAGUGCCACAACCAGGUGAAGAGGCACCUGUGCACCUUCUGUGGCAAGGGCUUCAAUGACACCUUCGACCUGAAGAGGCACGUCCGCACGCAUACAG
This is a messenger RNA of Leptonychotes weddellii (Weddell seal), 795 nucleotides long. Lineage: Eukaryota; Metazoa; Chordata; Mammalia; Carnivora; Phocidae. The record is from RefSeq and is a predicted model, not a curated record.